GAGAGAGGGGGGAAGUGGGGGUUCUGUAGUGUCUUGGCCUGUCCCCUCCCUCCCCACUCAAUACAAUAUCUCUUUCUCUUUCUCAUAUCAGUCUUAAGUCCAAAAAGCCACCACCAAGACUGGCAUUUUUGCCUUUUGUUUCUGUUUGUUCUAUAUGCGGUUGUCUAUGUCUGCUGCUUUCUCUUCUCAGUACCUCCAAAUGGGAGAGGAAUCAUACUUUGAAUUCCUUGUUAUUAUUUGAUACCCUUCUCUUUCUCUUUCAUUUUCUUCUCUAUCUUUUUAGCCUAUACAUGACUUUCUUGUUGUUUUCUGUUCAUCUUCUUGCAACCCUUCUCCUGUUUUUAUUAGCUUUAUGGUACCCUUCAAAAUAUAUGAACUUUCUACCCUGCUUUGACCUCAUUUCACAUUUUCUAUAUUUUUUUAGCUUUGUGGAUACUCUUGUUAACACCACUUGAUUACUCUUAUCUCUUUCUUUUUCUCUUUUUAUUUAUUUAUUUUCAGUUAUCAGAUAUUUCCUUUGGUGGGUUGGUUAUGUGGUUGUAUUUCUAUUGAGAGAGAAACAGAGAGAAGAAUACUCUAUACUUGGAGUGUUGAUGGAAAUUGAUCUGAACCAUGCAGCUAGUACUGAGGUGGAAAAAGUUGCAUUCUGCAAUGACAACUGUGAGAAGGACAGUGGAUGUGCUCAUUGUUUGUGCUCUUCAUAUUCUUCGUCAUGCUCCUCAAAUUUAGGUUCAUCGCCUUUGACUUCUUCAAUUUGGUUUGAGCUGUGGCAUGCUUGUGCUGGUCCUCUCACUUCACUGCCCAAGAAAGGAAAUGUAGUUGUUUACUUCCCUCAAGGUCACUUGGAACAAGUUGCUUCAUGUUCUCAUUCUUCACCUAGUGAAGUUCCCACUUUUGAUCUCCAAGCUCAAAUCUUUUGCAAAGUUGUGGAUGUCAAACUACUUGCUAAUAAGGAGAAUGAUGAGGUUUAUUCACAGGUUACUUUGCUUCCUCAACAGGAGUUGGUAGGAAGGAAUGUAAAGGGCAAAGAGCAUGAAGAGUUAAGUGUGGAUGAGGAGGGGGAUGGUGGAUCGCCUACAAGAUCAACCCCUCAUAUGUUCUGCAAAACACUUACAGCUUCUGAUACUAGUACCCAUGGAGGGUUCUCUGUUCCUCGAAGAGCUGCCGAAGAUUGUUUCCCCCCCCUGGACUAUAAACAGCAGAGGCCGUCUCAAGAGCUUCUUGCAAAGGACUUGCAUGGCGUGGAAUGGAAAUUUCGACACAUAUACAGAGGUCAGCCACUGCGACAUCUGCUCACUACAGGAUGGAGUAUCUUUGUGAGCCAAAAAAAUCUUGUUUCAGGGGAUGCUGUGCUCUUUUUGAGGGGCAAAGAUGGAGAGCUGAGAUUAGGAAUCAGGAGAGCUGUUCGACCUAGUAAUGGCCUUCCUGAUUCAAUUCUUGUAGAGCAAAAGUCCUACCCAAAUAUUCUUUCUCAAGUGGCUAUUGCAGUAUCAACCAAGAGCUUAUUUCAUGUUUUCUACAGUCCAAGGGCCAGUCAUGCUGAGUUUGUCAUACCCUAUCAAAAGUAUAUGAAGAGCAUCACAAAUCCAAUAUGCAUAGGAACAAGAUUCAAAAUGAGAUCUGAAGUGGAUGAAUCACGGAAAAGGUGUAAUGGUUUCGUGAUUGGAAUGGGCGACUUGGAUCCGUAUCGUUGGCCAAACUCAAAAUGGAGAUGCUUAAUGGUCCGAUGGAAUGAAAAUAUUGGGAGCGAUAAUCAAGAAAGAGUCUCCCCUUGGGAAAUUGAUCCUUCUGUUUCUGUCCCACACCUGAGCCUUCAGUCCUCCCCAAGGAUGAAAAAACUGCGGGCAGGUUUGCAGGCUACUCCUUACGACUACCCUGUCACUGGAGGGGGUGGAUUUUUGGACUUUGAGGAGUCUGUUAGAUCCUCUGGGGUCUUGCAAGGUCAAGAAAAUGUAGGUUUUGUAUCACCGUUAUAUGGGUGUGAUACUGUUAAACACCUGCAGGAUUUUGAGGUGCGAACUCCUGCUCAUCAAAAUCUUGCAUUAACUGGAAAAGGAAAAGAUAAUGCUAAUGAGUUUCUGAGGGCAUACCCCACCACUUUCACAGGCUUAAUGGAAUCCAAUAGGUUUCCAAAGGUCUUGCAAGGUCAAGAAAUAUGCCCAUUGAGAUCCCUGACUGGAAAAUUUGAUCCCAAUCUAAGUGCAUGGGAUAAACCCAAUCUUGGUUGCAAUUCUUUCAAUAUGUAUCAAGCAGCCAAGUCCAAUUUCUAUGCAUUACCAUCAGAAAGUCUUCAAAACAUGUAUUUUUCUUAUGGUGAAAUGCACAAAACAGGCAAAAAUCCUAUAAUUCCGGCUUAUGGUACUAACUUUCAGAAAGAAACCAUCCAAAUCAACUCUUCCAUCCAGAGAGGGCUCAUUUGCGAAGAGAUUAGAAAGCCAAAUCUAAUGAACAAUUAUAAACCACCUGAAAGUCUACCUAUGCCUUCUACUUUUAACACUAAUCUGAGAAGAAAGAAAGAUGGCGGCUUUAAUGGAACAGUGCCUGGAUGUAAACUUUUUGGGUUCUCUCUGACUGCAGAAACACCCUCUCCAAGCUUACAAAGUCUUAGUAAGAGGAGUUGUACGAAGGUUCACAAACAGGGAAGCAUGGUUGGAAGAGCUAUUGAUCUCUCAAGACUCAAUGGCUAUGGUGACCUGCUAAGUGAACUAGAACAACUAUUUAAUAUGGAAGGCCUUCUGCGAGAUCCUGAUAAGGGAUGGCAGAUCUUGUACACUGACAGUGAAAAUGACAUGAUGGUGGUUGGGGAUGACCCUUGGCAUGACUUCUGUAAUGUGGUGUCCAAGAUCCAUAUAUAUACCAAAGAAGUGGAGAAGAUGACGAUUGGAAUGAUGACUGAUGAUACUCAAAGCUGUUUGGAUCAAGCACCUGUGAUAAUGGAAGCUUCAAAAUCUUCGUCGGUGGGCCAGCCAGAUUCUUCUUCUACAGUAAUAAGGGUCUGAAGUAUGGCAUUGUGUUUAUAUGCUUGUGAACAAGUUAUAAAACCUGAACCUAGUUGAAUGUUUGUAUUUGCUUGAGUCUGCAUCUCCAAUACUAUUCCAUUAACAACACUACAUAAUAGUUGUAAAUGUAUGUGUGGUGACAUCAAUAAUCAAGUCUCUGUAUUAUGUUUUAGAUGAUCUACAAUCUCAGUCACAAUCGGGUAAAUGGUUGUGAAAAACGUUGAUUUUGUCCCCUA
Mangifera indica (mango) is the source of this 3235-nucleotide messenger RNA. Its product is annotated as auxin response factor 4-like. The transcript is spliced from 12 exons. Gene Ontology annotation, biological process: regulation of DNA-templated transcription; response to hormone. Gene Ontology annotation, cellular component: nucleus. The record is from RefSeq and is a predicted model, not a curated record. The coding region runs from base 594 to 2999 and encodes 801 amino acids. Gene Ontology annotation, molecular function: DNA binding; protein binding. NCBI's taxonomy places the organism in Eukaryota, Viridiplantae, Streptophyta, Magnoliopsida, Sapindales, Anacardiaceae.